AUGAUUGUUGCAGCCCAACAAGCAGGUCAAGGCGUAGCCAUACCAUCACUGUAUGAAAUAAAGCAUAAGUACUUAGAUAUGAAACACACAGACAUGCAAGCCUAUGUGGAAAAGGUAAAGGAAGAUUGGGGUGUGUAUGGAUGCACCAUCAUGAGUGAUGGAUGGACUGGCCCCACGAGGUUGUCCAUAAUAAAUUUCAUGGUAUACUCAAACGAGAAAACAAUUUUUUUGAAAUCAAUGGAUACGUCAAAUAAAACCAAUGAUGCAAAGUACAUUGCCAAAUUGUUGAAGGAUGUCAUAAAAGAGGUUGGGCCGUCGAAUGUUGUUCAUAUUGUCACCAACAAUGGUUCAGCCUUUGUUAAGGCUGGAGAGAUGAUGAUGGAGCAGUACCCUAUUUAUUGGACUCCUUGUGCUGCACAUUGCAUUGAUCUAAUAUUUGAAGAUAUUGGGAAGCAAGGGUCAGUGGCUAAUGUCAUAAAUAAGGCUAGGAAAUUAACCAAUUACAUUUACAAUCAUGGUUGGCUAUUGGCUCAGAUGAGGAUCUUCUGUCAAGGAGAUUUGGUCCGACCCAAUGCAACUCAAUUUGCGACAAACUACAUCACCAUCAAUAGCAUCUUAAAUAAGAAAGCUGGGUUGAGGCACUUUUUACAAGUGAGGAAUGGUAUAAUAGUCGAUUAG
Messenger RNA from Prunus armeniaca (apricot), 678 nucleotides. The record is from the annotation of a GenBank genome assembly. Lineage: Eukaryota; Viridiplantae; Streptophyta; Magnoliopsida; Rosales; Rosaceae.